This is a messenger RNA of Eublepharis macularius, 1213 nucleotides long. Its product is annotated as protein S100-A16-like. Lineage: Eukaryota; Metazoa; Chordata; Lepidosauria; Squamata; Eublepharidae. The transcript has 5 exons. The record is from RefSeq and is a predicted model, not a curated record. Gene Ontology annotation, cellular component: perinuclear region of cytoplasm. Gene Ontology annotation, molecular function: calcium ion binding. Bases 569 to 883 code for a protein of 104 amino acids.
AUAGUGACUUGUUCGCACAAGCUUUCCGCAAAGUAGGCUAAGCUUCUCUGUGGAAUGUUUUCCUCCCCCCCACCAAAAAGGCCAGCAUUUGGAAUGCAGCCUGAGACACAGCAACAGCUGCAGCUGUGAAGUGGUGGGAAAGAGAAUGCCGGAAGAAAGAGAUUAUUCCCAUAUUUCUGCUGGUUGAGAGACACGGAGUGGCGAGGGAUGGAGCGGCUAUGCUUCUUGGCAACAGAAGGCCUGCUCAGAGGGAUAACCACAGCUCUAGCAUGGAGUUAAGCAAAUUAAUCUGAGCAUCUGGACUUUCUCCCUGCUUGCGGAAGGGCGGCUCUGGACUAGACUUUGAAAACACACAAAACCAACGGCUUUCGGGAGCACGGAACUGGCUUCAACAGAAACAGUGUGUGUGUUUGGAUCACUGCUUCUGAGAAUAUCCGCAAAAUCUUUAAUGAUUUUGGUUCUGAAGAGUACCUGAAGGCAUUUGUCCACCCACUCGCGCUCUGAGAUCAGCCACGGGGGAAUCUGAUAUAGGGUCUACAUCAUUACAGGCACACGGGGAGGAGAGACGAUGGCUGGCGAGCUCACGGAGCUGGAGAUGGCCAUCGAGACGCUGGUGAAGAAUUACGACAAGUACGCCAGCAAAGGCUUCUGCUGGAGGAAGCACGGGAUUGGCAAGGGCAACUUCCAGAAGAUGCUCAGCCAGGAACUCCACCACAUGUUGACGAACACUGAGAGCAAGCAAGCAGUCGACAAAAUGAGGCAAAGCUGCGAUAAGAAUCAAGACGGGCAAAUCAGUUUUGAGGAGUACUGGACUUUGAUGGGCAGCAUUGCCAAGUCGCUCUUGUUCACGAUGGAAGAGCCAGAGGAGAACACCUCAAAGUAGCAAGCAAAGGGGAACAAAGAUCUCAGGUGCUACACUCCUUCCAGAUGUGCUGUUUUGCUCAGAACGGUCCAACCCAACAACUGUCAUCUUUUCAGCUCCCCCUGCUGGCUGGACUGUAUCCUACAUGUACCAUCUGCCUGUGUUUCCAAGGUUCUUCCUCAUCCUGGUGUACUCUGAGGAGGUUGGCAAUGGGACCUGGGUGUUUAACUGGACCAUCUACCCCUUUUCUGGACUACACAGAGGGACAUGGUAAUUGGGUGAUGUGCAGAUUUGGGUAGCACAGCAGCUCUGAAACUGCACUAGAAUAAAAUCUAGAAUUGGAGCAUAAGA